CAUACAGGGAGAGGUGCGAAAUGGAGGGAGGAAGAUAGAUAUCUGACUUUAGAAGACAAUAGAGGCUGUAAAAACUAUUGUUUAAAAAAAAAAAAAGUAGCUUACCUUCCACAUCCGGGUGCAACUAUCAAACAUCAGAUGAAUUCACCGCCUAACAGUGGCUUUCAAAACAGGCUUAGGCUAAAUCUUUUCGGGGAAAAAAAGCCACAAAGGAAUAGGCCUAGUCAUUCCAAAUAUAGCUAGCUUGUAUUAACUUGAGCAUCAUUUUUCUUUAAAAUAUGGAAAGGCAGCGUUAUGAUUAGGCUAUUUCAAAGCCAUUUCAUGACUAUGUGAAAAACAAGUAACGAGUGAUCAUGGAGAGCUUCUCAUCGCUGGUCCUGUCCAUCGCCGCCACCAGCUUUGUGACGUUCCAGUGUCUGUUCCACUUUGUCAGCCCCUGGAUCUCUGCUCAGUUCUUUCCUGGGUACCACCGUCUCAGUCCCAGACACACCAUAGAGUGGAACUCCAGAACUGUGUCUACGUUGCACGCCUUGAUAGUGGGGCUUUUUUGUCUCUACAUAUUACUUCAUGAUGAUGCAGUCAAUUAUGACCCUGUCUGGGGAGAUCCGUCACUGGUGAAAAUAAAUGUGGCCAUAACCUGUGGCUACCUCCUAUCAGAUAUGCUGCUCAUAUGUUACUAUUGGCGGGCGAUAGGGGACAAGUUUUUUGUAAUCCACCACCUGGCAGCACUCUAUGCUUACUACUAUGUACUGAGCACAGGAAUGUUGCCUUAUUUUGCUAACUUCCGUCUGGUCGCAGAGCUUUCCACUCCUUGUGUGAAUCAGCGCUGGUUCUUUGAAGUGCUUGGUUACCCAAAAAGAUCAUUACCAAAUAUGGUCAACGGCAUUGCCAUGACGGCAUCCUUCUUCCUGGUGAGGAUAGCGGUCAUGCCACUGUACUACAGCCGGAUGUAUGCCGUGUACGGGACGGAACCCUUCUACCGGGUGACCUUUGGUGGCCGCUGUGCCUGGAUGGGCCCCAGUUUCUGUCUAGACAUUAUGAAUGUGAUGUGGAUGCAUAAAAUGGCCCGUGGCUGCAUUGGUGUCCUGCGUUCUCCUGGAAAGGUGAAUGUGGAAAAGCUGCAGAAUGGGAAAGUGCACUGAGGGAUUGAAAAAGGCAAUGAUGGUGUUAUUUUAUUAUAUGUCUGCUUCAAAUGGUUCAUGGACAUUUUUGGAUCAAAUGGUUCAUGGACUGGAAAUGUCAUGAGAGUCCCUAUUAUCCCAUGACCAGCCCUAGGUAAAUUGCGUACCACUACACUUAUCUGCCUAGAAUACUUACAAUUAAACAAGCGCUAAAGUCCUCCACCAUGAUGGGAGGGGACAUCGUAAAAGCCAUUGGACUAUCUCCUCUUGGUCAUUACAGAUAGAGAGUAAGUGAAUGGACGGUGUGACAUCAUGGAUGGAAACAGACAGACAAAUACUCUUGUCUGCUGGACCCUUUGUUUCUAAAUUGUUUAUGUCCACCCAAAGGUGUCUUGUGCAUAUUGCCAAAAUGAUAUGAACUGACAUGGAUGAGAAUGGAAGAGGAGCUCACAUAUUUUUCUAAUGUUUAUGAAGCUGUAAAGAUGGCUCUUGCACAAAUAUCAUGAGAGAUAUGAACAAAAAUAACCUAAUUACUUACCUAAUUACUCAUUAAAUCUGUGUUUUCACCAGCAUUAGAAUGUAAAAGAUGUAUAUUAAUCAGACUCCUACUGAAGUCUCUGCUCAGGAGCCUGCUCAUGUUUGGAACAUACAGUAGGCCUAGGAAUUAUCAGUCAUGUGCAUAAAUUAUCAGGGUAGCUUAAGACGAACCAUAGCAAACAUGCCAGAUUGUGUCAUUUUAUCUCUAGAAGUGACCUUACUAAGUGAUUUAUGAUAACAGCCAUGAAAGUGCACUUAUGUCUAACCGACACACACACAGUAGAACUUCACACGAGCAACUUUGCAGAGUUAACAAAUGAUUGAUAAUACUUCAUUAUUAACUGUUGAAACAGAGCUUCAUAAUGUGAAAUCCCUGUUUGAUUUCUGGAUGAGAAUAUGUUAUUUAUUGUGACAUUUACAGCCAUGGUAGUUUUAAUAUUUCAUUUUUUUAAAAACACAUUUUAGUAAUGUACUCUUCUUUGAGUAAGUGAUAACUAAAUGUCCAUAGCUGCUUUAAAUAGUCUUCAGUUGUCAUUCAGUUGUCAGCAGACAACAUGUGUUUGCUUGUGUCUGCUGUUGAGAUGUCCUGCUCUCGUGUGGAGACAAUGCGGGACUGCAAACAUUGUAUUUUCCAUUUUGUCAAGACUGAACGUACUCAAAGGGAGGGUACAGUGGGCAAGGCGCAUUGAGCAAUAUUCAUAAACAAAUGAUUGAUGUUAACCUUGGUUUGGUGUAAUUUGGUCAUCACAUUGUUUUGUCUAUACUUAUGGCUACUUUGCCCACCAUUAUUACCUCUGUCUGUUGUUAAAAACGUGCUAUUAUGCAUGCGUGUAUUUUUUUUGGAAUUUGAAUUACAUUAAAUACUUUGAUUCACUCACAA
Messenger RNA from Salvelinus namaycush (lake trout), 2538 nucleotides. Its product is annotated as TLC domain-containing protein 4-B-like. Lineage: Eukaryota; Metazoa; Chordata; Actinopteri; Salmoniformes; Salmonidae. Gene Ontology annotation, biological process: lipid homeostasis. Bases 354 to 1142 code for a protein of 262 amino acids. The record is from RefSeq and is a predicted model, not a curated record. Gene Ontology annotation, cellular component: membrane; endoplasmic reticulum. The transcript is spliced from 7 exons.